AUGUCUGCCGAUUCUGAGAAAAUUAUCGAGCGCCUGCAACAGUGGGGCGCCUGCGACGUCGCAGAUGGUCUCUCAAAGCUCAAGCAUCCCAAUGGAGGCUUCCUCGAAGGCUUGACCAUGUACUCGCCGGAGUUCCAAGCUGGCGAAACCAAGAUUGUGGGCCAAGCAUUCACUGUCAAAUUUGUCCCUAAAUCAGACGAUGUCUCGCCAAAGCUGCAAGGAAAUUACAUUGAUCAAAUUCCCAGCGGUGGUGUGGUCUUCAUCUCCCAGCCUCUCCCCCAGGUAAACGCAGUUUAUGGCGGACUGAUGACCCUCCGAGCCCAAGUCCUUAAUGCGGCUGGUGUGGUUAUUGAUGGCCGAGUGCGCGACAUCAAUGAGCAUCGAUCCCUCAACCUCCCUCUCUUUGCCAAGUCUGUUGGUACUACUGCAGGUGGUGAAGUCUGCCGACCAUCAGAGGUUAAUGUGCCCGUGCGUCUCCAUUCCGACAACCAAGAUGCAUGGAUCAACCCUGGAGACUACAUCAUUGCAGAUGCCAAUGGCGUUGUUUGUCUCCCCAAACAUCUUGCUGAACAAGUCCUCGAGGCUAUUCCUGCAAUUGCUGAGGCCGAUAAGAAGUGUGCAGAGGGCAUCAAAGCAGGUCGUUCAGUGCAGGAGGUUUUCAAAGAAUUCCGUGGUCGCUAG
This is a messenger RNA of Penicillium salamii, 681 nucleotides long. The record is from the annotation of a GenBank genome assembly. NCBI's taxonomy places the organism in Eukaryota, Fungi, Ascomycota, Eurotiomycetes, Eurotiales, Aspergillaceae.